CUUCUGCAAUCUAAGAAAUAUUCAUAUAGGGGAGGGGUUAAUUAUUUAUUAUUCGACCUCUUGGAUAAACUGCCAUUGUACUUAUAUUUGAGAGCGAUUGUCACAUAAUUUGAACUAAAAAGGGAGCGUAGCCUGAAAUCUUUGCUAUUAAUGUUAGUGACGCUGUUUCCACCUUGGUCGUAGACAACGAGCGCCAUUGCCUAUCAAUAUCUCGAUUCAACAAACUUGAAGACUCAUCUACUAGCAUCGUUCACAAUCAGAAGUAAAGAAUCACCAACCUGACAACGAUAAAUAUUAAAAUAAGGACCAACGUCAUCAGCAAACCAAUAUGGUUUGUUUGGUAUCCAUCAUGCUGAUGUCAUGGUAACCAAGUUGUGUAGUAAAACGCCGUAAAUCCUUCAUUCUUCCACUUUGGAUGUCCUUAAUCUUCUGAGCGGUUGGGUUUUCAUUUUUAGGGAUUACUCAUUAUAUAGAUUAGGCCUACAAUUCUUACUUUGCUGUUAUUAAACGCAUAAAACAUGGAAACUUUUAGAUUUGUCGUCUUUGUUCUGUUGGUAUUACCGUCUAUUAUGGCAAUGACUACACCUGACACGGCUACAGAGAUCACUUCAAUUUACCAAACAUCACUAGCAGUACAGACACAAGAUCCCGAUACUGGAACCUCAACUACUUCAGUGCAUAGAGAUGCAACCAGUGAUAUAGUAACAACAGGUUCCACAGAUGCACCAGAAAGAACAGAGACUACCAACCCGUCCGGAAAUACAAAUAAUCCAGGAACCACCCCAGACGCCCCAGGAAGUACAGAGGCAACUAACGCUCCAGGAGGGACAGAUGCCCCAGGUCAAACGGAUGUCACCAAUGCCCCACCGGGAAAAACAGAAGCAACCAACCCUCCAGGAGAGACAGAUGCUCCGGGAAAAACAGAGGCAACCAACCCUCCAGGAGAGACAGAUGCUCCGGGAAAAACAGAGGCAACCAACCCUCCAGGAGAGACAGAUGCUCCGGGAAAAACAGAAGCUACCAACCCUCCAGGAGAGACAGAUGCUCCGGGAAAAACAGAGGCAACCAACCCUCCAGGGGAGACAGAUGCUCCGGGAAAAACAGAGGCAACCAACCCUCCAGGAGAGACAGAUGCUCCGGGAAAAACAGAGGCAACCAACCCUCCAGGGGAGACAGAUGCCCCAGGUCAAACCACAAACCUACCUGAUAGUACAGAUGCCGCAGGAAAGACAGAAGUCACCGAUGGGCCAGGAAAUACGAAAACUCCUCCGCAGACGGAAGCUCCUACUUCAAAUAAAACAAUAACACCCGAACCUAUCGAGCCAGAAGAAGUUGUAUUCACCGUAAAGACAGCACUUGUAAAUUACCCGGAUGAUAAGAUUCUUACAAUCGGUGGGGGCGCUCUAAUUACCAUCACAGCUACUAUUGAAAUCAUCAAUAGUUCCUUGGAGUAUAUCGAUAUUGAUGAAACAAAGGUUAUUGUCUACCCGGGUAAUAGCGAGAUGCAAGAACUUGCAGAUGGAAUAGAGCUUAACUUUGACCGCUUCAAUCUGACCGUGGGCGAAUCGGUAUUGUUUGAAAAGUUGAAUGCUACACUUGAACUGGAUGAUGUCCUGUGUACAACAUUCACUCAUGUAUGCAUACGAGUAGAGCCAGAAACUAAUGCUAGGUGGAAGAUAUCGAGUGAAGGAAGUAUUGAUCGAAGCUGUGAUCUCAUCUCAUGUUCCGGAUCGACGAGACUUGUUGUUUCUGGGCUGUUGAUGGCGCUAUGCAUUUUUAUUUCAAGAUUAGCCGGUGAGCACCGUGCCUGAAUCUUCUAAUGGAUCGAGCUCGCAGUUCAGCAAAUUAGUUUUUUUUAUACUUUUGAUUACCAACAUUUUUUUAAAUAAAAAAAAUUAUUGAAAUAUGUGGGCAUGAUAUUGAUUGCAAUAUUUUCCUCUUAAAAGGAUUUAUUUUGAAGCAUAAAAAUGGCAGGGGAUGUUUCAGCACCAACGAUCUCUGGAAUCAAAAGUUGAACCAAACUGGUGCAUGGAGCUAAUAGCUCCAUGCUUGGUGCACACUUUUAUACGCAACUUAUUACAAAUUCGAGGUCGAAUUGAUUUCUUUUCCUUUUUUUACACAUGAGUAAUUAUUCAAAUUCCAAGAUUCGAAUGAAAUAAACGAACAAACUUUGUAUCUUUAUGAAUGAUUUACAAUUCGGGAGAAAAAUAAUUACUUUCUAAGUCUGUCUUUGUUUUAAUGAGAUGUAAUUGUGAUAUAACUUCUUGAAAUUUUCACCUGAAUUACAGACAUCCGAAGUCUAACUAAUUUAGGGAAUUUAGGACAAGAUAAAAAACAAAGAAUAGGGGCAUAGACAGAAUAUGCAACUAUACCAUUUUGUAAUCUAAAAUGCGAUUUAAAAGAAAUGUAAUUACAACCUUACAUUUAAGUACGCCGUCAUGUCAGGCAUAAGCAAUAUUUUGGUUUCUAUAAAGUUGUGUACAAUUAGGCUUCUUUAACUUUAAAACCUAAUAUUUAAUGUUCUUUAGAAUACAUAGAUCAGUAAAAUUCAGAUUUAUAUUGUGUGUUUCCAUUAAAAGAUUGAUUUGUAUAUAUAUAUGUAAAUACCGCGAUGUCUUUCAAUUCUUAAAAUUAUUUGUAUUUAUUUUGAAGGUUACAUCCGUCCUUUCCGCAGUCAGCAUAAAAAACUUUUCUCCAUACAUUUAAAUGUUUUAACCAACAUUUCAGUUUAGUUUAAAAGAGAAACACCCAAUUCGUUUUACACACAGAUUUCUUUGAUCCAGCUGUUGGUUAGUUCUUAUGUUAACCAAC
Lytechinus variegatus (green sea urchin) is the source of this 2811-nucleotide messenger RNA. Its product is annotated as mucin-2-like. The transcript is spliced from 7 exons. Lineage: Eukaryota; Metazoa; Echinodermata; Echinoidea; Temnopleuroida; Toxopneustidae. Bases 519 to 1811 code for a protein of 430 amino acids. The record is from RefSeq and is a predicted model, not a curated record.